CGCAGACUGAGGAGUUAAGAGUGGCAUGCAUAGUGAUCACAAGUGAUUCUCUCCUGCAAAUCUUUCUGCAGAAUAUUCAAACCCACCCUUACUUCUUUAGUUUCUCGUGACUUCUGGUUCACAUAACUUUCAAAACUAAUCACAAUAAUCAUCACUCUUGCAUUCAAUCUUCUCUUCUGCCUUCAACUGCAAUCCACUCGAAGUUCACAUAUUUUCACAUCCUUUUCUCCUAAAUUGUUAUCAGUCAUUGAAACAAACUCGAUCUUUUUAGUUUUUUUUUUAUCCGGGCCUUUUGUACUUUGACAUUCAAAACUUUAGAUUUAUCAGGGUGGCUUUUAUUUAUCAUCGUUGUUGCAUCUGCUCUGGUUCUGUUUAGGGACUAUCAACAAAAAUUUUGCAUUUUGGCCAUCCUUGUAUUGUCAUGUUAUUAAUGUUUUAGGAAUCUAAAUUUCUUGGAUCUUACAUUAAGAAAUAUAUUUGGGGUUGUUCUUUCUUGCUUUGAUUCAAAGAUGGAUUCUUUCUGUGGAGCAUCGAAGGCAAGUGCUGGUGCCAAUGUGGUUAAUGUUAACAAGGGAAGUAUUAGAAAUGAAGGGACUCACUUUUGGGGUGAGAGGAUUAAGAAGAACCCGAAGAGCAGGGAUUUGAGUGCCCUGUUGUGGAAAAAUCUGAGAAGCGGUGUGAAAAAGGCUAAGCCUGGAGUUGCCUACUCUGUUCUUACAUCAGAUGUUAACAAAGAAAUUGUGACGUUUGAAGCACCUGUGUUUGAGACUCAACAAGCAGACCCAGGUAAUGUAGCUUCGAUCAUAUUAGGUGGAGGUGCUGGGACACGCCUCUUUCCUCUUACCAGCAAAAGAGCCAAGCCCGCGGUUCCAAUUGGAGGCUGUUACAGGCUGAUUGAUAUUCCUAUGAGUAAUUGCAUCAACAGUGGGAUAAAGAAGAUUUUCAUCCUAACACAGUUUAACUCCUUCUCGCUCAAUCGGCAUAUAGCUCGCACGUAUAACCUUGGCAAUGGUGUUAGUUUUGGAGAUGGAUUUGUGGAGGUUUUGGCAGCUACUCAAACUCCAGGGGAAACAGGAAAGAAGUGGUUUCAAGGAACCGCAGAUGCUGUGAGGCAGUUUAUAUGGGUGUUUGAGGAUGCAAGGAACAAGAACGUGGAGCAUGUAUUGAUCUUGUCUGGUGAUCAUCUUUAUCGAAUGAACUACAUGGAAUUUGUCCAGAAGCAUAUCGACACAAAUGCAGAUGUUACAGUUUCCUGUGUGCCCAUGGAUGACAGUCGUGCAUCAGAUUAUGGACUGAUGAAGAUUGACAACACUGGACGUAUCGUUCAAUUUGCCGAGAAACCCAAGGGCCCUGAUCUGAAAGCAAUGCAAGUUGAUACCACUCUUCUUGGACUCUCCAGACAAGAAGCUAUGCAAUUUCCCUAUAUUGCUUCAAUGGGCGUUUAUGUGUUUAGAACUGAUGUCCUGCUGAAGCUUCUGAGGUGGAGCUAUCCCUCAUGCAAUGACUUCGGUUCCGAAAUCAUUCCAUCUGCUGUGAGGGAUCAUAAUGUCCAGGCUUACUUAUUCAAUGACUACUGGGAGGACAUUGGAACAGUAAAGUCAUUUUUUGAUGCCAAUUUGGGCCUCACGAAGCAGCCACCGAAGUUUGAAUUUUAUGAUCCGCAGACACCUUUCUUCACCUCUCCUAGAUUCUUGCCGCCAACUAAAGUUGAUAGAUGCAGGAUUGUUGAUGCAAUAAUCUCACAUGGCUGCUUUCUACGAGAAUGUAGUGUGCAACAUUCUAUUGUAGGAGUUCGCUCACGUUUAGAGAGUGGCGUUGAACUUACAGAUACUAUGAUGAUGGGUGCUGACUACUAUCAAACUGAAUCUGAAAUUGCCUCUCUGCUAGCAGAAGGAAAGGUCCCAAUUGGUGUUGGUCAAAAUACCAAAAUCAGGAACUGUAUUAUCGAUAAGAAUGCCAAGAUAGGAAAAGAUGUGAUCAUCACAAAUGCUGAUGGUGUUCAAGAAGCAGACAGGCCAAGUGAAGGGUUUUACAUUAGAUCAGGGAUCACAGCCGUACUGAAGAAUGCAGCAAUCAAAGAUGGGACCCUUAUCUAGAAGUGCCUAGGAACCCUUAUCUAGAAGUGCCUAAUCCUAGUGAUGAAGCUGACGGAGCAAUCGAUCCGAUCCACAUCUUUGCACUUGGUUGCUGUGAUCACAACGAAGUAACUACUGUAUAUGUAAAUUACGUACUCCUUCCAUAUAUGAAAGAACAGCCGAGAAGAGGAAGUAUUUUAACUUUAAUAAAUUGAAGGGCAUGAAGUCCAUUUAGCAAUAUGGAUAGGUUCAUUGCUUAAAACACAAACCACGGGGUUGAUAAUACACUGUUUAUUCUCUGACUUUUCAACUUCAACCCUGUUGGCUAUAUAUCAGAGCUAAUCUUGAGCUAGAAUAAAAUUGCUGUAGUCGAGGAGGGGAUGAUUUUGAUUCAA
Molecule: messenger RNA, 2470 nt
Organism: Populus trichocarpa (black cottonwood)
Lineage: Eukaryota; Viridiplantae; Streptophyta; Magnoliopsida; Malpighiales; Salicaceae
Product: glucose-1-phosphate adenylyltransferase large subunit, chloroplastic/amyloplastic
Exons: 14
Coding region: 510-2096 (528 amino acids)
Biological process (GO): glycogen biosynthetic process
Molecular function (GO): glucose-1-phosphate adenylyltransferase activity
Source: RefSeq, a predicted model, not a curated record